Musa acuminata AAA Group (dessert banana) is the source of this 1510-nucleotide messenger RNA. RefSeq names its product NAC domain-containing protein 17-like. Lineage: Eukaryota; Viridiplantae; Streptophyta; Magnoliopsida; Zingiberales; Musaceae. The transcript is spliced from 3 exons. The coding region runs from base 139 to 1368 and encodes 409 amino acids. The record is from RefSeq and is a predicted model, not a curated record.
CCUGAGAAAAAGAUAGGAAACUGAUUGUAGUAUCUGAAUUCACAGCUAUCAGUGUAUUUUCUUUGUUGCAUAUACUUCGAUGGUCUUCACCUUGAGUCAUCAAUUUUCCAGGAUUCUUAUGCUCUCUAUAAGGUCUUCAUGAAGAGUGGACCUGGUCCUAAGAAUGGGGAGCAGUAUGGAGCGCCCUUUAGAGAAGAAGAGUGGGUUGAUGAAGCAGCAGACGAGAGCUUCAAGAGCCAGGACAACAUUGAAUUGUCAAGGAAUCAGGAAAACAUCGAAGCACCAAUUACUAAGCCUCUUCAUCAUCUUACCUCGUCUGGCGUGAUGCAUGAUGCUGGGAACACUCUUCCGAUAAACGAGCUAGAGGAUCUUUUGCUAAAAUUGCCUGAGGAGCAAGACAUGGUUGGCCAGUUCUCGGAACAUUCUGCAUAUAUUUCAGAGGUUGAUGUUGAAACAGAAGCUGGGAAGCAUAAUUUCAGCCCACCCUCAACUGAAACUACUACUUCUUUUGAGGACGAUAGCACUCGGUGUGAGUUGAGCAUUUUGGAGGCAAGCUUUCAAGUUGCAGAACCACAUUCUUGCUUCGUGCAGCCUGUUGAGAAUCCUGAGAUGACUUCAUUAACCUAUAACUCCCAUCAGAGUCCAGAGGAGACUCAUGGGGAGUUUCUUGAAAUCAAAGAUUUCAAUGAACCAGAAUCUGUCAUAUGGAGUGGGAACAAUUCAAGUAACGGAGACCAGACUGAUGGACCUGAUGGAUUUUAUGAUUCUUACGAUUAUUUCGACGACCCUUUGUCUUUCUAUAAUCAUUUUGAGCCUCUGGGCUUUCCAGCACAGAACUCAUAUCUUGAUAGCUUUGGUGAUGAUGGGGUGCUAAAUGAGUCCUAUCAUGUCUUGACUAAUCUUUGGGAACAUAAUCUGGUCUCUGGUUUCUCAAAUGCAGAUACAAAUCGGAUCUUCAUGGCAUCACCAGCGUCAGGUGUCCCAUAUGCUUCUGCAUCAUCCAAUAUCGAGAAGCCUGAAGAGCAAGGCACUCAUGUUAGAGGCACCUCAGAAUCAUGGCUCAGUUCUGCACUCUCAAACUUGUUAGAUUCUGUACCAAGCAGUCCUGCACUAGCUUCAGAAAAUACCUUCAUCAACAGGGCACUUGAACGUGUUUCGAGUUUUAGAUCAGGGCAGGUUGGAGUUCACGGUCCAAACACCACUACAGGUGAACACGCUGCCACAUCUAUAAGAAGGGGAGACCACCGCAAUGAAGGGGUUCUUUUCAUUUCACUCCUGGUUGGGCUGGGUGCCGUGUUCUGGGUCUUGACUGUUGGGGCUACAAUAACAGUUUUCAAGGGUUUCCUGGCCAGAUUCAAUUCCCCUUGAGCAAAAAAACCAUUAUGAGCAAGCUUUGUUCCAUGUAACUCUGGGUUUCCAUAUCUUACUUUCCUUGAUGUUGAUUUGGAGUAUUGUACGUGUUCAUGUAUACUUGUAAAGGAAGGUUAAAUAUCAAGUUUCAAGUUAGGUA